This is a messenger RNA of Penicillium bovifimosum, 4488 nucleotides long. RefSeq lists its product as uncharacterized. Gene Ontology annotation, cellular component: mediator complex. The transcript has 4 exons. Gene Ontology annotation, molecular function: transcription coregulator activity. Bases 1 to 4488 code for a protein of 1495 amino acids. The record is from RefSeq and is a predicted model, not a curated record. Gene Ontology annotation, biological process: regulation of transcription by RNA polymerase II. Lineage: Eukaryota; Fungi; Ascomycota; Eurotiomycetes; Eurotiales; Aspergillaceae.
AUGGACUUCCCUGGGGGCGCAAAUACCAACAUACAUCUCGUUGAUGGGUUCUCCAACAUCUACUGGAGAAUAUAUACAGAAGAUGCUGGGAUCACGAACAAUCCACAAGACGGCCCCGCUAACGGCUACACCAUUCUCAAGCAUCUGAGUCGCCUCAAAGACUUAGAGGCUCGGUUGAGAAACCUCAACUGUCUAGCAUCAUGCCCAAGACGCUUGGGACUUUGGAUUUUCUCUCCUACUCCUGACUUCAAGAGCCUAGAGCCUUUGUAUGUAAAGGGGAGCGACACAGAAUCCAACAACAAAAUUGUCGUUGGUACAACGAUUUUGAAAGUCUCUGCAUCGGGAAGUGUAUCUUCGCUAGACUUGGUAAAAGGCCUGUCGUCCGACAACCAGAAUCAGCAAGGUAGCCAACCUGCUGGCCAGCCCCGCUCUAAUCAGGGACAGUCUUCAUCUCGACGCCAAGAUGGUUAUAACAGUUCAGCGGCGAUUUAUGCGUCCUUUAUAUCGGCAGUUACCGGGGCAAUUAGCCUUCAAUUGAUUCGACGUCAUGCCGCCCUACCUCUAGGGUCGCGCACUCUCUUUACUGCCGUAGCAACGCCGGGAUACGAAAGCCCCUUCAUCAACAAUGACAGCAUCCUGUCCGACUCUUGUUUAACCACCCUCAAUGUCCAACUCACAGUUGGUGGGACGAUCACUGUUUCUACCCAGACUAUAUCCCAAACGGGCAUUAUGCGACUGUGCAGUUCCCGGGAUAACGUUGCCCAUUUACUCGACAUGCAGCCUGGAAUCGAUAUUUGGCUAUGCCCGAACGGCACAAUUGCUAGGCUUGUCACGGCCAACACUGAGUCGCCAAGUGUAUCCUCCCCAGGACACCCCGCCGCUGUCAACAUGGCUUCAAAACGAACACAGUGGAAAAUGGACGUUGCGCAAUGGUUGAGAAAUUUUGGUUUACAUGUGGACUCAAUUGAGGAUGAAUCCUGGGUUGAAGUGGAGGUUUGGGAGCCAUUCUUCGCAAGGCUUGCCGGAGAAGCAUGGAGACACAGUGACGAUAAUCAAUCCACAUUGCCGCUGAAACGCAUGCUAUGGCCAGCGCGAUAUUGCUUCAGAAGGGCUACCUCGUCCCAUUUCUCUGCCGGGCCCCGGAUCUCCCUUCUUGACGAACCCCUAGAUUUUGCAGAGCAAUGGUUUACGAUGGCAAGCUCUCUCAAGCUAGACCAUACUGCUCAUACUACUCAGAAUACCUCUGCCACUCAAGACAUUCAACCAAAGGGCCAAGACAUGCCGUCACCGUCCAAGACCGACAACCUGGAAAACAUAGAGAGUUUAUCCCGAAUAGCACAAUAUCCCGAUUUGCAGAAUACGAAUCUUGUUUACCCCACUCCUCCAGAUGGGGCUGUGGCAGUUGGAUUGAACAAUCCAAACCCAUCCGAAGCCUUUGUCGAGGAAUCCGACCCUGGAUUACCCCAUGUAACCCAAAGGAGUCCAACGGAGGAAGCUCCAGGGUCCGAUACCUCACCUUUCCAGGAUAACGGACUCGGGGUUGGCACAGGCAGAUAUGAUGCAAGCGAUGAAGAAGAUCUUUUUGGGGAAAUGAAUGACCGAGAUUUCGGAUCGAAGGGCAUAACUGAUGCAGACUUCAGCUUUUUUGAUGACCCCGGUUUUGAAGGAAUGAGCUGUGAUCCCCCUCAAGAAGAUGCAGGUGAAACUGUCGAGCCUUCUCCUCCACCUGAUAUAGAAGCCGAUGCCAUGGCGGUUCACGGAGAUCAGUCCCCUGUACAACAACCGGUAAUUACAACCCAACCUGAACCACGUGAGAUGACCGCCUCUCCGAUAAACGUUGAGGUUUCCCAAGAUGUCGAUGAACCCAAGAUCCCGAAGGAAACAAUUCACUCACCUACAGAUCGGGAAAGUCAGACGAUCAGCCCACCUCUGAGCCCAGUAGAAGUGAAAAGGAUAUUGUUUCCGAAGCCCGAGCCAGAAUCUUCUGAAAUCCCUACAAAUAACCGGGAGCAGGGUCAUUACAACCCAGUGACCUUUCGAAAGAAACUCGGUGAUUGGGACCAGAAGUAUGGAGCAGCCGGCAAGUUCUGGUUCUCUAGUGGUGGCGCUUUGGACACUCGACAGGCAUCAGCCAUACCCAUAAUCGGCAUUCCGCCUCGCGAGAGGGUCGGCAAAAAUGUAUCUGGCUCCGCGCAAGAACGCAGCAAGGUUGAUCAGUCUAUCAUACAAUCGGAAAGUAUCCAACGAUCGGCCUCCGUGACCAGUGAUAGCAGUGAUGACAGUAUUGACAUCACCUCAGAGCACGUUUCCACCCCAGCAACCGUUCCCUCAAUGCCCACGUUGAAACGUAAACGUGCGCCUUCAGACUCUGAGAUAUUGUCCGUUGCUUCCCCGGAGAAAACUGCGCCUGGUACGGAAGCGAGUCCUACAGAAACAGCGAGAAACUCUACUUUUCUCGGCAACUUCCUAGCCAAUUUUUCAGAUUGGACUUUGACUGGUUACUUCUCUGCAUCUCCGCCUCAACAGCUUCCAGUACUUGCUCGCCGUGAAGGUCAACUGGAAAUUGCCCAGCUUCUGGUUGAUCAAAUCACGCAAUCGUCCCUCAAGCACCCACUUGAUGGGACAAUCGGUCUGUUUGAUAUUGAGAGCCAAUUUCUGUCCCUUCAGACUCUCGAUGAUACAAGCCUUCUAGGCGAAGUUUCAAGAAUGGACCUCAAAAGAUACACAUCAUUGCAAGACGAGUUUAUAUCGAGUCAAUUGCAACCUCGACCACCGCAACAUCCGCCACCACCUAGAAUUCCCCCAAAAAGUUUUAUCACGAAGCUAUCCACGCCGCACGUACGUGUGCGACGAGGCGCAGAAUACCUCGAUGCUCUUCCUCCGGCUGUAUCAUUUUGGGAAACAUUUAGCCUUCAACCUGCUCAUGGACCAAAGAAUAUUUCCGCUUAUUGCUUGCACCCACCGGCUGCGUCCAAGGCAGCAGAUGUCUUCCUAGAUCGGUUCGGUCUUCUAUACCAAAGCUGCAAUCUUGGAACUCAUACUCGAGGAGAGAAUGCCGUGGCAUUUGAAGCUGGGCUCAAGCCAUGGAAGUCUGAAACAUCCAGUUACGAAUCUGUGAUGCGGGUACUGAAGAAAACGUGUGAGGAGCUUGGCUCGGAACUUUCUCGAUCCCUGGCGACUGCCGACAAUUGCGUUGUUUAUAUCAUUAACCCUUUCACCCACGCCUCGGCUCUCGCAGACAUUUGUUGUGCCUUCUGGCAUCUGUUUCAACAAUUGGUCGCUGAUUGUGAACGACGACAGGCUCGACAUGUCAACGAACUUGUUUUGCAAAUAAUUCCGCUAGAGUUUGUCAUGUCGAGUGACUCCUUGGCUAUGCCUCCCCAGACAGAUUAUAUGAAUCUGGCCCUGGAAGUCUACAGUCGAUGUCGCCCUCAUGAUGAGGACAUGGGCCCUCUGCUCUGUGCCCCGCCAAUGCUCCUGGCCGACCGCGUCCCAAGAGCCAUAAGUUUCCGACUUACGCCUGAAAUGUCAUCACCGCUCCAGGAAGGGCGAGGUCUUCAUAUUGCCUGCUCCAAGAGCCUUGAUCAGCGCUGGGUAUCGGUGGCAUGGUCUGAUGCGACAGGCUCCAUACAAAGAACCAUGUCUUACUGCCUGCGGUAUCGUCAAACGAGUGCUGCCAGACCGAUGUCCGAGGUAAGAACCGAAAUCUGGGCUACGACAAAACACAUCAUGGACCGGUUCAAGGCGCGAUGGAAAGUUCAGCUGGCAACCACUGACCCUAUGGAACCCGAUGAGGUUGAAGGUGAAACUCAACAUUCUCGUCAUCGAAUGAAAAUCACUAACGCAUUUACAGCAUGGGCCAGUCUAGCAGACCAACUCAAUAAGUCAAGGCCCGGCUCUUUGGAGUUGACCAUCCUGGCUGUCAACACUAUUCCCGACUUGAUCCUAGAGCCGCCAAUUCCACCCGUGUCCAUGGCUAUGCUCAACAUACUGUCCUCUUCCACCCCCGUCUCGACCCCCAAUGCAAAUACCAGUGUUGCAUCCCCCGAACAAUACGGCACUGCCGCCACGCCGAGCAGUGCCGGCCCGACCUACAGUGCCCCCACGCCAACAGAGAUGCCACUCGAAACAGAUUCCGAAGCUGUCAUCACUGAUAUCUCCGACGACUCCUGGCUAGCCAUCCUAUCCCACCGACUCAACAGUUCUCCCCACCUCACCGAAUUCCGACCCGCCCUCUCGAGCGGGUAUCUCCUCCGUCGCAAAGGCGCUACUGAUAAUGACGGCGUGUUCGCACUCUCUGUCAAUCUCAUUUACUCUCCACGCCCACCUGUAUCUCACGACAACGUGCUGAAGGAUACCUUGAGUAUGUAUCGAGACUUGGGUUGUUUGGCUCGAGCCAAGGGUCUACGCAGUGUACAGAACAACACGCUACCUUGGCAUAUCGCCACAGCUCUUCGCGGACAAGAGCUUCUGAGUUAUGUUUUUUAG